Messenger RNA from Acanthopagrus latus (yellowfin seabream), 1289 nucleotides. It is a transcript of the gene eef2kmt, whose product is annotated as eukaryotic elongation factor 2 lysine methyltransferase. NCBI's taxonomy places the organism in Eukaryota, Metazoa, Chordata, Actinopteri, Spariformes, Sparidae. The coding region runs from base 279 to 1250 and encodes 323 amino acids. The record is from RefSeq and is a predicted model, not a curated record. The transcript has 8 exons.
CAGGAAGUCGGAGAUCUUGAACGGCCUGUGCCCAUUUUCAUUUGUCCGACACUGUUAAUAAGACUUUUGGAUGUUCUCACGCUCAUCAAAUUUGUCGUGAAUGUUCAAACUCAUGAGUCCUUGAAUUUGAUACCACAGCCGCACUCAGGUGUGACACAGCAGCUCAGCUUCGCCCCCUGUUGGCUUUUUGAAUUAAAGACUACAUUACCCAUAGGUGUAAUCUGAAACGGCCGCGGUGCCUUGUGGGUAAGUCGGAAGUAAACACAGACACGUUGAAGAUGGAACAUUGUGAUCAGAGCCAAACUUCAGACAGGGAAACUUUAAAUAAAACGGAUGUUUUGCGGGACUUUCAGGUUUCUUUUUUCGCUAUGAGCCGCCUGGUUUCUUUUCCCUGGACAUUUUUAGAAAAAGAACUUGAAAGCAACAAAUCAUCAGACUUGAUAUUAGAUAUUUUAAAACAGACGUGUCUUCACUCUCUGUGCCGGAAGUUUCCUCCAUCGGUCAGAUUCAGGAGGUUGUUUCUCUCAGAGCUCAUCAGACGGGAGGCAGCAGGCUGUGAUCCUCUGGACGAGCUGUACGACGCUCUGGCUGAAGUGGUCGGAGCUGAAGACACGACUGAAUGUUACAAGAGCUACAUACUGCCCGGUGGAGACGCCGUCAGCCUGCUGGAGAACGUUGCUCUGAUCUCAGAGGGAACCACCGGCCUGGUGACCUGGGAGGCGGCUCUCUACCUGGCAGAGUGGGCGCUGGAUCACCAGCAGGUCUUCACUGGAAGGACGGUUCUGGAGCUGGGCAGCGGCGUCGGGCUGACCGGUGUCACCAUCUGUCGCUCCUGCAGUCCGAACAGAUUCGUGUUCAGUGACUGUCACUCCAGCGUCCUGCACAAACUGAGAAGCAACGUGCAGCUGAACGGUCUGACCGAGCCGACGGUCAGCGUGGAGGAGAUGGACUGGACGGCAGCCACAGAGGAACGGAUCAAACGGAUCGGACCGGAUGUCGUCAUCGCUGCAGAUGUGGUGUAUGAUCCAGAUGUUGUAGGAAGUCUGGUGAAGCUGCUGUCAAAGAUCCUGAGCUGUUCGUCUGCUGAAGUCUUCAUCUGCUCCACAAUCAGAAACCAGGAGACGUACGGUGGCUUUAAGCAGCAGCUCGAAACGGCAGGAAUCAGCCAUCAUGUGAUGACAGGAGCCGUCAGCCACGUGUUUCCUUACAACAGAGCUUCUUCUAUAGAACUGAUCCAGCUGUACACGUGACACCGCUGUAGCACAAUAAAGAUUUUAUUUACAAAUGUA